UGCUUGGAGAGUGAAACGUUCGUGAUGAAUAAAUGUGCUAUUAAGAAAUUAUAAAAAAAAUAACCAUAAAAUUAAACAGCGACGACAAACACAACAACAACAACAACCCUACGAACCAAUAAAAAAAUUAAUUGCAACAAAGUUGUAAUUAUCAGCGACAAAAGCAAUAACGACAUUUUUGUUGCUGACAGCGCAAGGUGUUGUACCUGUAUAUAAGCGCUACUUACAACAAAAACAAGCAUCACGCACACAUAUGUGACACAUACAUACACAUAUACACGCGUGUGUGGAAAUAUAGCAUCCUAGCGCUGAAGCGAUUGUGGGAAUUGUGAGCAUUCAACGCAUUAAUAUAUAGACUUCGUAUGUUUUUUGUAAUACAGCAAUAUAUAUUAGCGAAAAUUACAACUAAAGCAACAACGGCGACAAUAAUAAAAACAACAACAACAACGACGACGUUGCGCAUUACAAACGACACAUUGCAGCAAGCGUAACGCACAACGAAAGUGAAAGGCCAUCGGUGAAACGCUGCAGUACGAGAGCAACGGCAAAGGCAGCUACAACAACAACAACAACAAUACAAACAGCAUACAAGCCUUUUGGAAUGAUCAGAUAAUGGAGCGCUUCAUAAAGGCCAAUUUAUUUAUGAUUUGCUGCGUGGCGGCCGGCUUGCUACUGAUCGUCUAUUUGGGUGCGUUCUCGUGCGAAGUGUCUUGGAUAUUGGAAGCGCAUGGCGAUUUGCCGAUGUCAUCGUAUAUACUUUGCACACAAUUCUUCAUAGUUUUUGUGGCAACAACAAUACUCAUACAUGGACUGGUCACCGGUUUGCCGUGGGGCCUGUUCGCAUGGUCAGUCGUUAUUGGGCUACUUUCAAUACCGGAACUGAUAUUUGUCAUGAUUAUGACAACGCAGCACUGGGGCCUACAAUCGGUGCAUGGACUCACCGAGCUCAUUUCCUACCUCGUAAGACUGGUGAUAAAUUGCUUUGCGUUAAUUUGUGUGAUACCAACCGGUAUAAGAUGGCGUCGCGAGACACAGGUGCUGACACAACUGCAGGGCUUGGCCACACGCCUCCAGCUGCAGACGCCGCCGCCGAGCGUGCCGAUCGCGAAGGCCGACUCGCGACGCGCCAGCAAGCGGCGGCAGAGCGGCGCGUUCGAGAAUGCCGGCUACGAGGUGAGCGAACCGACCAAGAUCAAUAUGGCCGGCUCGCAGGCGCAAGGCCUGAACAUGUACAACAACAAUAAUCCGUUGUUUGGCUCACAAAACGAAUUCAAUGCGGCGAUCUUCAUGCCACAGUACAUGCAACAGUUCAACGGCCACGCUUACGGUCACGGCGGCAGCGGCGUGCAGAUGCGCAACGCCGGCAAUCGCGCCCAAUCGCUUAUGGAUCUGCGCUGCACGCUACCCGGCAUGUAUAAUCCGCGCUACGUGCUCGACACGGAGGACAAAAACGGCAAAUACUUCAACAUCACCAUUGACGACCUGAAGAACAGCAUACAGGACUCGAACAAGCACCAGCCACCGCCGUCGGUCAUCGGUUCGGUGAACGAUCCCAUCUACUGUUCGAUUGAGCCGAAGUUGCCCACACCGCCGCAGCAGCGUCAACGCACGCCAGAGAAGUCCGCACAGGCGUCGUCGUCGUCGGGCAAGUUGACACGCAACUGCAUUUCGCUGGAGAAUUUGGAUGGCAUUACGAAGGUGCAAAACGAGUUGGCUGCCUAUGGCAACAAUUUGUUGCAGAACUACACACAACAACAACAAUACUACUUGGCCAUGCUGAGCGGUUACUUAAAUAAUCCGGUGCACGGCACGGGCGUCUAUCGGCGACCGUCGAGCGGCUCGGCGGUGGGUCCUUUCUCGGGCACGGUGUUGGCGCAACCGCUGCCGCGGCGCAACUCACAGCAGCUGCAGUAUUAUGGCGGCUUCGACUAUGCGAACUACACGAAUCCCUACAUAACGGCGAACAGUAAACUGUCGCUCGGCAAUGAGUCCGACGAUUAUCGGAAAUAUCGCGAUGUGGCGCUGUAGGCGCCUAGCAGAUGUUUUGUAGGUUAUGUUUUAGGUGCUAGUGAAUGAGUCAAUGUUUACUUUAGUUUUUAGUUUGAUGUUAGGUUGUAUUUUUUUAAUAAAUAUUUAGGAUUAGUACGAAUAUAGACAUUUUUGGGCUAAAGCCACAUAAGCACUGAUUGACUAUACUUAUAUUGAGGUUAUGAUAAAAUAAUUUGAUUAAAUUAUAAUAAUCGACCCGAAUAAAAUGUACUUGUAUA
This is a messenger RNA of Bactrocera tryoni, 2267 nucleotides long. RefSeq lists its product as uncharacterized. Bases 613 to 2028 code for a protein of 471 amino acids. The transcript is spliced from 6 exons. NCBI's taxonomy places the organism in Eukaryota, Metazoa, Arthropoda, Insecta, Diptera, Tephritidae. The record is from RefSeq and is a predicted model, not a curated record.